Messenger RNA from Fundulus heteroclitus (mummichog), 2320 nucleotides. It is a transcript of the gene dnajb9a, whose product is annotated as DnaJ heat shock protein family (Hsp40) member B9a. Lineage: Eukaryota; Metazoa; Chordata; Actinopteri; Cyprinodontiformes; Fundulidae. Gene Ontology annotation, cellular component: endoplasmic reticulum. The record is from RefSeq and is a predicted model, not a curated record. Gene Ontology annotation, molecular function: protein-folding chaperone binding; misfolded protein binding.
UUCACUGACGAGAUACCGCGAGAACAGCAGCUAGUGUUAGCAGGUUAAGCUAGGAGAGACUGAAUAAUGAUGUAAUACAUCGUUAUGAAAGAAUAAUUCUGGGAAGUUUUUUUUUCACGAGUGUUACUGUUUCUCGACAUUUAUUGUGACCGAUUUUUAAAAAACAAGAUAUUUUAAUAAAACUUACCGAGCUGAUAACGUUACAGAACGGGGACAGUGCAACCAUGGCAGCGGUGCAGUCCGUCCUGGCGUUUGCAGUGUGCGUCCUCAUGAUAACGGAGCUGAUUUUAGCCAAGAAGGACUACUAUGAUAUCCUGGGGGUGCCCAAGGGCGCCACGGAGCGCCACAUAAAGAAGGCUUUCCACAGGCUGGCGAGGAAGUUUCACCCCGAUAAGAACAAGAGCCCUGAUGCUGAAGUGAGAUUCAGAGAGAUCGCUGAAGCUUAUGAAGUUUUGUCCGACGAGAGCAGAAGAAGAAGGUACGAUCAGUUCGGCGACGGUGUGCACUUCGCCGGCGGAGACGCGCAGGACGGUCAGCCAAGGCCGGCCGGCCAGCAGCCGUUCACCUUCACCUUCGACGACAUGUUUAAGGACUUCGACAUCUACAGCCAAAACAGACACUCUCGCCACAGGAGACACUUUGAAGAACACCCCAGGCCCCACAAGGAGUCCCACAGCAGACACAGGAGACACUUCGGGGCGGGGGUCCUGGACGACAUGUUCGACGACAUCGAUAGGAUGUUUGCUUUCGACAGGCACGGCAAACAGACUGAGAGCAGGUUCCACGGUGCGACCAAGCAGCACUGCAGAACCGUAACGCAGCGCAGGGGAAACAUGGUGACCACUUACACGGACUGCACCGUGUCGUCCAACAAUUUAUGACUGACCGUGUUGACAGUGUUAUUCGGCUCAAAGUAGGUAGCGAGAGAGCAUUCCUUUUGGAGAUCGCUUUACUCCGAAUCCAAAUAAGCUUUAUUGUGACUGAAUGUAGGGAGUUGUGCUGACUCUGUAAGCUGAAAGAAAGUAUUUUUGGGGUUCUCUUAAAGCACUUUUUUAGUUUUGAAAUGUCAAAACUAAUGCAAUUGCUCAUUAAGUCACAUGGAUUCAUGUGUCUCGGCACAUUCCCUUUAAUGUGGGAUCUGCUUUGUCUUCCUUUACAACUGAAGGAAGACACGUUAGCAGUCUGGAUCAAUUGAAGCUUUUCAAACGGAGAGCAGGGACCGCAGUGACCUGGCUUCCUCCACGUGUUUCUGCGUUUGUUCUACACUCUCCCCAAACACUCGUCCCCUGUAUCGUGCCGGUAAUGUUCUCUUACACGUUCGCACCGUUAUAUGUGUGGUCAAUCCCUCAGUGCAGCGCCGUACGAACAUCUGCGAGACAAAACAGUCUAUAGCGUCACAGCUAUGUUUGUAGUUCAGAUUUUACAAGAAGGUCAAACUACACAGACCACAAUUCAAUUUUAUUUAUUUAUUUUUUACUUUAUUCUUUCCAUCAGCCAGAGCUACCGAGAGCCUGUUUGAGUCAGGGGAAAUGUUUUUGAAAACCUGGAAAGGAUGUUACGAGCUGCAAAGCGUAACCUUGGCAACCACGAGGCCCGGAUAAGUUCUGGGCACCAUCAUCUCCAGCUUGUGCUUCAGACUCUUAGAUCAUCUCUUCCCCUGUUAGUGCCACUGUGUCGUAAAUGUUUAUUUAUUUUUUUCAUACGUUGGUUUGUCACUGUACAAUAUCUGUAGUGAAUAAAUGAUAUGACAAAAGCUCUACCCAUUUGUUGAUUAAUAGUGACAAGGUGCUGGCCGACUGAGUCCUUGAUAAUUGGCCAAUUAACUGUAAUUACAGCAUUUUACUGUAGAGGUGCGCUCCGAACGCAGCAGCGGUGACGCUAACGUCAUGGCUGGUUCACGGCCAUGACGUAGUUUCCUCUGUUUUCUGAGGAAACUAAAGCAACCGUCGCUUCCUGGCAGCAUCUUUGCCACACACUACCAUACCACGGCAGAGAUGGAGUCGAUGCUCUGCGUUUCGGGGGGUGGCAGACACACAGGCCCCUGCAGUGGCUCAUGGAGAGAUUUGAAAGUGUUGUGUUUACUUCCCUCUGUCUAGUGUAUGUUUGGGAGCCUCUACAGGAGAAGGGCUCCACUAUCACACACUCCUCACGCUCAUCUCCAUACACGUUUUUGGGUCGUCUAUCAUCCAGCAAUCAGUAAUGCAGAACCACCAGGCUGGUAAAUUAGUUUUUGCUUAAAGCCGACAAAACCCCUCACUGGCCUUAGUUUAUUUCACUGGAUAUGUUUUGUCAUUCAUUCAAUAAAAAAUUUUAAAAAAUU